Vicia villosa (hairy vetch) is the source of this 1123-nucleotide messenger RNA. RefSeq names its product plant cysteine oxidase 2-like. Gene Ontology annotation, molecular function: oxidoreductase activity, acting on single donors with incorporation of molecular oxygen, incorporation of two atoms of oxygen. The record is from RefSeq and is a predicted model, not a curated record. Bases 139 to 993 code for a protein of 284 amino acids. Lineage: Eukaryota; Viridiplantae; Streptophyta; Magnoliopsida; Fabales; Fabaceae. The transcript is spliced from 5 exons.
AUCUUUCUCCCAAACUUCUCUAUCCCCUCUUUCUUCUGUAUAUUACUUUAAAAAAAUUUCUUUUGGAAUAGUAAUAUUUUUGAUUUUGUUGAAGUGAAAAAAAAGGACACAAAGAAGAUUUUGUGUUAACAUAUAUAUAUGAAGGAAGAUAUUGGAGGUGUAUCAGUGAAAAUGGAGGAUGGAAUAGUAGAAAAAAAUGAAAAAGUUGGUUAUAUGAAAAAAGUGAUUAUAAAAAAGAAGAAACAUUAUCAUAGUAGCAAAGUUAAGAAGCCAAUUUCAAAUAAAGCACUUCAGAAGCUAUUUGUCUCAUGCAUGGAAACAUUCAAAGGACCUGAUACUGUUCCUUCAACAAAACAUGUUCACAAACUAUGUCACAUUCUUGAUAACAUGAAGCCAGAAGAUGUUGGACUAAGUAAAGAAAUACAAUUCUUCAAAGCAGAAAACAAUGUCAAAGAAAAUCCAAGAGUCACAUACACAACCAUAUACAAAUGUGACAAUUUUUCACUAUGUAUAUUUUUCCUACCUACAAAUGGUGUGAUUCCACUUCAUAACCAUCCAGGAAUGACUGUUUUCAGUAAGCUUCUAUUGGGACAAAUGCACAUUAAGUCUUAUGAUUGGGUUGAUCCUGAUGUCUCUCACAAUUUGUUGAACCAACCAUCUCAAUUGAGGUUGGCAAAGUUAAAAGCUAAUAAAGUAUUCACAUCACCAUGUGACACUUCAGUGUUGUAUCCAAAAAGUGGAGGAAACAUCCAUGAAUUUACAGCCAUAACUCCAUGUGCUGUUCUUGAUGUUAUUGGACCUCCUUAUUCUAAAGAUGAUGACAGAGAUUGCUCUUACUAUAAAGAUCAUCUUUACACUGCUUUUCCAAAUGGAGAGAUUGCUGAAUUGAAAGAAGAAAAUGAGAGCUAUGCAUGGUUAGAAGAAAUUGAGAUGCCAGAAAACUCUCAAAUGGAUGGAAUUGAAUAUUUGGGUCCUCAAAUUAUAGAGACUUAAUUCCCUAUAAAAUCAUAUCUAUGUUUAUUUAAUUGCAUGUAUUUCAAUGUAUUUCAUAGCUAGCAAACCUUCUUAGAUCAUGUUCUUUCUUAAUGUGCAUUUAACAUAUUUGUUGGUUUCUUUUGUCUAA